Messenger RNA from Chroicocephalus ridibundus (black-headed gull), 5448 nucleotides. RefSeq names its product interleukin 17 receptor D (gene IL17RD). Bases 39 to 2258 code for a protein of 739 amino acids. Gene Ontology annotation, molecular function: interleukin-17 receptor activity. Lineage: Eukaryota; Metazoa; Chordata; Aves; Charadriiformes; Laridae. The record is from RefSeq and is a predicted model, not a curated record. The transcript has 13 exons.
CCCCUCCGCCCCCGGAGCCGCCGGGCUCGCUGCAGACCAUGGCACCUGGGCUGAAGCUCGGCUCCCUCCUCUUGGCGCUCGUCGCCUCUUUCGGCGGCCGGCAGCUGGCCGGAGGAGCCGGCGGCAGGAGGGGGGGGGCAGCGGCCGAUGCUUGCGGAGGGAGGGGGCUGUCAUCAGUCACCAAGAACAAUGGACUACUCAAUAUCACCUUUAAAUAUGACAACUGCACGCCUUAUCUGAAUUCAGUGGGAAAACACGUGAUUGGAGAUGUGCAGAAUAUAACCAUCAGUCAGUAUGCGUGUUACGAACAGGUUGCAGUGACGAUACUUUGGACAGCAAAUACCAUUGGGAUUGAAUACCUGAAAGGAUUUCGAGUGAUACUUGAAGAGUUAAAAUCAGAGGGAAGACAAUGCCAGCAGAUGGUUUUAAAAGAUCCAAAGCAGCUCAGCCCCAGUUUUAAACGAACAGGAAUGGAAUCCCAGCCCUUUGUAAAUCUGAAGUUUGAAACAGAUUACUUUGUAAAGAUUGUUCCUUUUCCUUCCAUUAAAAAUGAGAGUAAUUAUCACCCAUUUUUCUUCCGAACUAGACCAUGUGAAUUGUUGCUACAGCCAGAAAACCUUGUCUGCAAACCCUACUGGAAGCCGAGGAAUCUGAAUGUUACCCAGCAGGGAUUUAACAUGCAAGUGUCCUUUGAUCACGCACCUCACAACUUUGGGUUUAGGUACUACUUCCUUCACUACAAACUUAAGCAUGAAGGGCCAUUUAAGCAAAAGACCUGCAAACAGGAGCAAAACACAGAUACCACAAGUUGUAUUCUUCAGAAUGUAUCUCCAGGAGAUUACAUAAUUGAGCUGGUUGAUGACACUAAUACAACAAGGAAAACAAUGCACUAUGCGCUAAAACCAGUACAUUCUCCGUGGGCUGGACCGAUAAGAGCUAUUGCCAUUACAGUCCCUUUAGUUGUCAUUUCAGCAUUUGCAACGCUUUUCACUGUGAUGUGCCGCAAGAAACAGCAAGAAAAUAUAUAUUCCCAUCUAGAUGAGGAGAGCUCAGAAUCUUCAGCAUAUGCUGCAGGUCUCCAUGUGGAACGACUUCGUCCCCGGCCAAAAGUGUUCAUCUGCUAUUCCAAUAAAGAUUGCCAGAAACACAUUAACGUCAUCCAAUGCUUCGCUUAUUUUCUUCAGGACUUCUGCGGCUGUGAGGUGGCUCUAGAUUUGUGGGAAGAUCUAAAAAUUUGUAAAGAAGGUCAGAAAGAGUGGCUUAUAAAAAAAAUAAACGAGUCCCAGUUUAUCAUCAUUGUGUGUUCCAAGGGAAUGAAAUACUUCGUGGAAAAAAAGAACUGGAAACACAGAGGGGUAACCAAAGAUGCAGGGAAAGGAGAACUCUUUCUGUUUGCUGUGUUAACUGUUGCAGAGAAGCUUCGUCAGGCAAAGCAGAAUUCAAACGACCUCUGCAAGUUCAUUGCCGUCUACUUUGAUUACUCCUGUGAAGGAGACAUCCCUGGUAUUCUGGAUCUAAGUACAAAAUACAAACUCAUGGACAAUCUUCCUCAGCUGUAUUCACAUUUACACUCCAGAGAUCUUAGUGUACAGGAUUCAGAGGCGUUUCCUGUUAACAUUAGUAAAAGGAAUUAUUUCAGGAGCAAAUCUGGGAGGUCCCUUUAUGUUGCCAUUUGCAAUAUGCAUCAGUUCAUUGAUCAGGAACCAGAUUGGUUUGAGAAACAAUUUAUUCCCUUCCCUCCACCUUCUUUACAUUACUCGGAGCCUGUCAUGGAAAAAUUUGAUUCUGGCUUGGUUUUAAAUGACUUAGUGAAUAAACAGGUGACAGAUGGCGAUUUUUACCUGAAAACAGAUGUAAAUAUUAUUUCGGCUGGGAAUUCAGACUCUCACUGUAUAAUUCAGCACUUAAACCUUGGAGAAGAUACGGAAACUCAGGACAUUCAAGGUGGUGGCAGCUCUGUUCUUCAGCCGUUGUUACAUGUCAUUAAAGCUUCAAAUCUUAAAGAUAUGCCUCGAGAUUCUGGAAUCUAUGAUUCGUCUGUUCCCUCAUCUGAAUUAUCUUUACCUUUAAUGGAAGGACUAUUGACAGACCAAAUGGAAACAUCUUCCAUUACAGGAAGUGUUUCUUCAUCAUCGGGUUUAGGGGAAGAAGAACCUCCUGUAAUCACUGCUACAAAAUUCUUAGUGCCUGGAAUAUGUAAAGCAGAACUUCACUGCCAUAUCCACACUGACGAACUGCAGGCAAUUGCUCCUUUAUAAUACAUGACAACAUUGUUAUGCAUUGCCACUUUAUCAACAGCCUCUGUUUGUGCUUUAACUACCACACUGUCUCAGCACUAAAUCUGCUUGAAGGAACAAGUACUCCCUGAAGAAGAUCUGUUAUUCCUAAGGCGUUUUUUAUGGCCAGUAAACUCGAAUCUUUUGGUCUGUAUAAAGUCUUUCAUGAUUUGAAAAACGCAGCAUUGAAAAACAGAUGGGAAUAUAUUCAAAAUUAUUACUAAUUUAAAUGUCAUGAUAUCACACUGUUUACAGAUGCCAUAAUCAAAAUUGACAUAUUUUUUUGCUAGAAAUAAUCUUGCAACUGGACAUAAAAUAGCUUGGAACGUUAAGUCUUAGUAAGUUUUGUAGUCCAGCCUCUAGUUUUAAGUGCUGACAUACUUGAUGGCAGGAGUGUUGUAGUGAAUAAGAGCAGGAUUUUUUUCAGAAGCAAGAUAAAAUGCCAAAGGUGAGAUCAAGCAAUUCCCCAUCAGAAGAAAUAAUUUUCUUUUAGAAACGUUUGAGCUCCUUUCCUCGCAGUCUCCUCCCCCAAAUGUUAAUAUGUUUCAGUAUUUAAUUUCAGAUAAGUGCAUAUCUCCCUCUUCUGUAUGGUUCUUCUAGCUCUUCCCCACAGUCUGGCUAUGAUGACUCAGGAAUAGGACUGUACCGACUCUGAAGUAUCAUUUUCAUAACAGACAAAAAUAUAGAUCCUGCAUAUGCUGAGUGGUACCUUGGAAACUGAGUUUCCUGUUUUCUUCCUGGAAGCGCUAAUAUAAAGAACACUUUAAAGAGAUGGGGGAAGGAAGACCAAAUUUUGUAUUUCAGACAUCGUUCUGGUUUGGUUCAGCCAUGAAAUGAGUAUGCUUUAUGGGGGAUUUAAUAUUAUCUUUCAAGGCCAUGCUGCUACAAAAAUCAUCUGGGGUAAAACAAGUGAAGAGAAGCAGUGAACAGGCAUGAAUUCUUUGCUUUGUUUUGAGCCAACCAGUAGACAAAAGCCUAUCAGUUAUUUCACAGUUAUUUUUCACAAUACUUAUCAUUACUUGGUUAUUAAGAUAGUAUAAUAUUAAUACUGUUAUAUUAACAAAAAAUGCUUAAACUACAACUGGACAUGUUUAUCUAAAGACACACAGAGCACGCGUGUCCUUUCUUUUGCAGCGACCAGGUAGGUGAGCCAUAAUCCAAAAUAUCCCCGCAGUUUCCAAAGAGCAACUUCUCAUAAGUGAAACCCAUCUGUGUAACUGCAGUUCUAGGCACGAUUAUAAUAAGCACGAUACCAGCAAAUAGCCAAGGACACCUUGGCAAUGUGCCCUUGGCUGUUUUGCUCACGGAGUCAGAUUCUGUCUCAUUUAACCUGUCUUCACAUUCCACUCACAGGAGGUUACUUUAGGAAAUACGUCAAGGGAGAACUCAAACACCUCAAAUAUUUUCUCAGUUUUGAUAGAUGAGAAUUAGACAUUGCUGACUGUUACAUUGUAUUAUCUAUUUUAAUAGCAUGAGAUAGAACUAUUAAACCAGCGAUGAGCUGGCUGAGUAGCUUUAAAGCUCCUGAGUGUUGGGGGCUUUUUUUGCCUUUUUUUUUUUUUUUUUGCAUCAGUUUAUAUUAAAUCACUUGAAUUUCCAAACCUAAGACUCUCAAAAUUGUUGUCGCAGAUGGAAACACAAAAGUGCUGUAACAAUUAUUUGAAUGUAACCAUGGAUGGCAGAACUCCGCCAUGCUUUGCAAUUAUAAUACGGAAUUCUGUGAUCAACUAGAUGGACCUGGCAGAUUCGGAGGGCCUUCCCCAUUCAUGUAAUGUUCCUUACUCUUCCUGUGUUGCGAAUUCGAAAAAAAAUCACUAGCUGGAAAACCUCAAACUUGCAAUACUGAAGUAAGUUUUCAGUAGUUUUAAGUACAUAGUGAAUCAUCUGCACCUUCAGUGAUGUUUUGGGGUUUUUUUUAUGCUGUGCCUUGGGCUGUACUGAAAGCGAAAUUCUUCAUGUUUUCCUGUUCUUUGAAGCUGAAAAAUACCUGGGUCAAAUAUCUAGAGGUAAAUGCUCCUCUACUAAAUCCAGCUGUGAAGGAUCUUGAUUCAGUGCAAUUCUUGCCAUUUUACUAGAGAGAGAGUUUGGGUUGAUAAGGCACAGGCAGAAAGGUUACACAAUUUGGGUGCUUAGAAAUGCCAAAGCUGCAAAAGAUGAGGAGGCGGCAAUUCCUGAGCAGUUAGCUGGCGAGGGCAGUGCUGCUUUCCCCUGUGGGAAGUCACAGCUCACAUACUGUUAUUUUCUGCUAGACUAAAGACUGGGAAGAUUUCCUGGUUCUGUUAAGUUCAGUAGCAGAACUGGUAUUACUUAACGGAUUAGGUUUUUGUGUCGAGCUCUGAGAAGGCUCAGUUUCAAAAACGGACAAUAGCAGUUGCACAAAGAUUCACUUGUCAUUAAUCUUUUAAUUUUUAUUUCUUCCAAAUUUGCUGUACAAUCCUGCAAAUGUUUUUUGUUUUUUUUUGUUUUUUUUUUUUUUAAUUAUAAAAGGUAUAUGCAGAUGCCAAUCAAAUCUGUUGGCGUGGGGGGGGGCGGUGGGGGGGAAGAAAAGAAUUACUUCAUUCCUUCUUAACACAAGGUGGAAACAACAUAUUAUAUGUCCUCAAAAGAAAGAGAAUAUAAUUAGUUGAAAAUUUAGAGUAGGACAAGCCCACAGAUAAAAUAUACAAGAUUGAAAAAAGUAAUACUUAAUCUGAUUUUAGCACAGAUUUUUUUACAGAGCCACAGUGCUUAAAAAGAUUAGCAAAACAUUGUGUAUAUUGAGAUGCUGGAAGGACGUAGUACUGAAUUUGCAAGAAUUCUGUAUUUUCCCUUCAAUGAGAAUAACAGCAAAAAUCCUUGUAAAAAAACAGUUUUAAAACAAGUAUGUUAAUACACAUAUUAGAGGUUAGCUUACUCCUAUUUUCAAGCAUUAGUAAACUCUAACCAGAAUGUUAUUGGUGAAUGAAUCCCUUGAAUUUCUAUUAGACUCAAGUGUGUGGACAUUGUUUGGAUGUUUUAAAAUGUAUUUUCUGGGAGGGUGGAAAAAACGUUGGAAUGCUGAAGGUUCAAUAUAUGGCAGUGUGUUCAGCGUGUGAAUGAUAGGUGUAGUUGUUGCCAUAAUUUGUACCUGUACAUAAACACAUGAACUGUUGAAAAUAGAAUGCAGCUGAUGUUUGCAGAAAUAAAAUUUUUA